CUCCCCCAUCAUCACGGUUGCACCGGCGCAAUCACAAAAGGUCGGUCAUAAAAUCCAAGGAAAAGAAUCGACAAACCUCAACACUCUUGUUCACUGUAAACGCGUAGCUGUCCCAUUUCUCAUUCCUUUGCAUCAAGAUGCGCCGGACAUUUACUCUCCUACCUUUUUUAACGCUUUUGACCUCGACCUUGUCCUUUGCUACCUCCUUUGAGCAUGUCCCUACAAAACCUCUUGACCCUGAGGGAGUUCCGAAGCGGUACGACUAUAAGCAAUCAUUUAAGAAGCCGUACUUUCUGUAUGACGACGUUGAGAUCCCGUUCUUUGAGCAUCAUGGAUCGACACUUUUGAGCCAUGAAUACGUUCGUCUUACACCAAGUGUACCAGACUCUAAGGGAACAAUUUGGUCUCAAAAGCCAAAUCCGCAUAGUGAAUGGCAAGUGCUGUUCUCCUUUUCUGUAACGGGUCGUGGGUAUAUUGGUGGAGAAGGGUUCGCGUUUUGGUAUACGUCACGGCCAAUGCAGAUAGGACCGAUGUACGGAAGUGAAGACAAGUGGGAAGGAUUGGGCAUUGUCUUUGAUACAGCCGACCAGCUGGAGAAUAGAUACACUCCCUUCAUUUACGGGGUAAUGAACCACGGCAAGCAGGAAAUGGCUCAUCGAAAAGAUUACCUUGCAACGUCUCUUGGAGGCGCUUGUUUCCGUGACUAUCGUAAUGACCCAGCACAUACUUGGGCACGUGUGACAUAUGCGAAUAGAACUAUCAGACUCGAUAUAGACUUGCGGCAAGGGGGACACGGUUUUGUACAGUGCUUUGAGCAGGCAGGCAUCGAUCUGCCUAAAAAUUAUUACUUUGGAUUGUCAUCAGCGACGGAAGCACAUCUCGCUGACGAUCACGACAUUCACUCUUUCGAAGUAUAUGAGCUUGAGCCUAAAUCAACCAAGGCACAUCUGCGACCUCAUGAAAAAGAACACGUUGCUAAAGGGGACGAAUUCAAAAUGAGCGAUGAUAUCAAAAAGAUGAUUAAAAAGAUUGAGGAUACUGUGGAAAGCACCCGAAAGCAAUGGGACACGGAACCUCCAACUGACGCAAUCAAUGCCCAUAUGCCCAGCGUCAUCCAGCAACUACAAGGAAACCAGUUCCAUAUCCUGGAAUCACUGAAUCUCAUCUUGGAAAAGAUUGGAGAACCCAAAAUUCCGCACGACUCAAAGGCGGCUGCUCAUGCCACUACUCAAACCGAAGCGAUCCACGCAGCCGGUUUAAAGUUGGACGACGUUGUACGACAGCUGAACGUACUUUCAAAUGAAAUCCGUGCCUUAACAGAACAGUCACAAAAGACAACAGUCUCCCUCUCCCGCGCACACGACAAAUUGGAUGAAAACCUUCAAAAGGGAUCGUCACAAUCAUCAGCACCACCACCACCAUCACAGUCCUCUCCUCUCGUAGUUGGAUUUAUCGGGUUUUCGGUGGGCAUGCUGGUCAUGUGGGUCAUUAGCGUAGUUAGGAGGAUGGGAGAGGAAAAAACCAAGAAAUUUAUUUGAGAGGGUGUUCCUAUGUAGUUUUUACUCUCGUAGAAAAAGCUUAUGAGGAGAAGGCAAAAAUUCAAACUACCUAGUGGACCAGUUAGGAACAGAUAAUAGGAGCCUGUUGUUUUCUUUUGACUGUAAUUUCCUCUUGCUGUUGAAUACAACCGGCAACGGGGUCUGUGCAUUUGGUGA
Spizellomyces punctatus DAOM BR117 is the source of this 1715-nucleotide messenger RNA. RefSeq lists its product as uncharacterized. The record is from RefSeq and is a predicted model, not a curated record. Gene Ontology annotation, biological process: Golgi organization; endoplasmic reticulum organization; endoplasmic reticulum to Golgi vesicle-mediated transport. Lineage: Eukaryota; Fungi; Chytridiomycota; Chytridiomycetes; Spizellomycetales; Spizellomycetaceae. The coding region runs from base 138 to 1538 and encodes 466 amino acids. Gene Ontology annotation, cellular component: COPII-coated ER to Golgi transport vesicle; endoplasmic reticulum-Golgi intermediate compartment; Golgi membrane. The transcript has 11 exons. Gene Ontology annotation, molecular function: D-mannose binding.